AUUGCAGGGCAGCUGGCAGUCAGCAGAAGUAGGAGCCCUGCAGUCCUGCGCUCUGACCACUGUGCCCCCAAGGCUCAUCCUGGUCUUCGGUGGGGUGGGAAGGGAAGGGAAGGGAAGGGAGCUAACUUCCUUUUGGGGUCUCUUUGCCUGCCCACCAGCACGGGGACAUGGACCAGAAGGAGCGUGAUGUCAUCAUGCGAGAGUUCCGCUCCGGAUCCAGCCGAGUCCUCAUCACCACCGACUUGCUGGCCCGAGGCAUCGACGUCCAGCAAGUCUCCCUGGUCAUCAACUAUGAUCUCCCUACCAAUCGCGAGAACUACAUCCACCGGAUCGGUCGAGGCGGACGUUUCGGCCGCAAAGGCGUGGCCAUCAACAUGGUGACGGAAGAGGACAAGCGCACCCUUCGCGACAUCGAGACUUUCUACAACACCUCCAUAGAGGAGAUGCCUCUCAACGUGGCUGACCUGAUCUGAGUUGGCCGAGAGAGAGGGGGGAGGUCACUGUGCCGGGACACCCACCCCCCCCCCUCCCCCCCCUUCUCUCCCCAUCCCCCAAAUUUAGAGGCACAGUAUUCUCCCAUUCCUGCCUUUUGGGUUGGGGUGUUUUUUUUCUAUUUUUGAGGGCUCCUUUUGAUUUUUUGUUUGUUUUGUUUUAAUUAUUUUGGCCUUUUGAAUAAAUGUUAUUUUGGGGGGAAGUUUAUUAUUUUUUAUUUUUUGGGGUGGGUGUGGGGAGGCAGAACGAAAAAUCUUUGUGUUUUACUCUGGGUGCUCUGGCUGUGUCUUGUUCAACCUCUCUUCUCUUUCUUUCCCCCU
Pseudonaja textilis is the source of this 812-nucleotide messenger RNA. The record is from RefSeq and is a predicted model, not a curated record. Lineage: Eukaryota; Metazoa; Chordata; Lepidosauria; Squamata; Elapidae.